CGCGAAGCAAUUAGUGCUGCCAUCUCUUCCGUUUUGCAUUGCGUGUUCAACUUCAUGUUAAUUUUCCACGUGUGAAAAAGUUUCGCCGUGGAAAGGCGUCGUUUUAGGUAAAAAUAAAACUUGUAUAUUACGUAUAUAAAGUUUGGUUAUAAAUAUGUUGGUUCUUUUUGAAACCCCUGCUGGGUAUGCCCUUUUUAAGCUUUUGGAUGAAAAUAAGUUAAAAGAAACUGAUAAUUUGUAUCUCUCUUUCGAAUCACCAGAAUCUGCGGGAAAAAUUAUUAAGCUUAAACAUUUUGAAAAGUUUGCUGAUACUACUGAGGCUUUAGCUGCCACAACAGCAGCAGUUGAAGGAAAGGUUUCAAAAAGCUUAAAGAAAGUCAUUAAAAAGUUUGUUGACGAAAAAGAACAGCUACUUGUUGCUGACACCAAACUUGGGUCAGCUAUAAAGGAAAAAUUCAGUUUGCAAUGUUUAUCAAACACAUCUGUUCAAGAAUUGAUGAGAUGCAUUCGUUCACAAUUGGACAGUUUAUUAUCGGGUUUACCUAAAAAAGAAAUGACUGCUAUGGCUUUAGGUCUAGCUCAUUCACUUUCUAGGUAUAAACUCAAGUUUUCACCUGAUAAAGUUGAUACCAUGAUAGUUCAAGCAGUUUCCUUGUUGGAUGAUUUAGAUAAAGAAUUAAAUAAUUACAUCAUGAGAUGUAGAGAAUGGUAUGGCUGGCAUUUUCCAGAAUUAGGAAAGAUCAUUACCGAUAAUGUUGCAUUUGCAAAAACUGUUAAGAUAAUUGGAACCAGAGAAAAUACAUCAAGCUCAGAUUUGUCUGAUAUCUUACCAGAAGAUGUUGAAGAAAAAGUGAAAGAAGCCGCUGAAAUAUCUAUGGGAACUGAAAUUUCCCAUGAAGAUAUUGUCAACAUUCAAAAUUUGUGUGAUCAAGUUAUUGACAUUACAAACUAUCGUACCCAGUUGUAUGAUUACCUUAAAGCUAGAAUGAUGGCAAUGGCUCCAAAUCUAACAGUUCUGGUGGGUGAUUUAGUAGGUGCAAGAUUAAUAUCACAUGCUGGUUCAUUGAUAAAUUUGGCAAAGCAUCCAGCUUCUACUGUUCAAAUAUUGGGUGCAGAAAAAGCUUUGUUUAGAGCAUUAAAAACUAAAAAAGACACUCCCAAAUAUGGUCUUAUUUAUCACUCUCAAUUAGUUGGACAGAGUAGUACAAAGAAUAAGGGAAAGAUGUCCCGGAUGUUGGCUGCUAAAGCCUCACUGGCUACUCGUGUAGAUGCAUUAGGUGAAGAUGGAAGCUUUACUUUGGGAGCAGAACACAAAGCUAAACUGGAGGCGCGUUUAAGAAUUUUGGAAGAAGGAAAUAUUAAGAGAAUAAGUGGAACAGGAAAAGCCAAGGCCAAGUUUGAAAAAUACCAUGGAGUUAGUGAAGUUAAACAAUAUCCAGAUGCAGCAGAUUCCACCUUGCCUUCCAGUAGUAAGAGGAAGAGAACUGAAUCUGAGUUGAAACAAGAAGUUAAAACAGAAGAAGUUGAAACUCCAAAAACCAAGAAAAAACAAAAGAAAGAAAAGGAAGAAAUAAAGGAGGAAAUUAAAGAAGAGUCUGUGGAUGCUGAACCAUCUUCGUCCAAGAAAAAGAAGAAGAAGAAGGCCAAACAAGAAGAGCUGGAAGAAGAGGAAAUCAAAGAAGAACCAACAUCUGAGAAGAAGAAAAAAAAGAAGCAAAAAGUUGAAGCAGAUAAUAGUCAAGUUGGUGAUGAAACUUUAGAAGAUGAUUCAACUGAAAAGAAAAAGAAGAAGAAGAAAAAGAAGUCUGAAAGUGAAUCUGCAGAGUAAAGUUUUAACAUAACAUAAAAGCAGAAGAAAAUCAUUCAGGUUAUAUUCAGAUUUUCUAGAAUUUUUAUGGAGGAGAAUUUAUUAAAACAAAUUAAAUUCACUUUUAUUUGAUUAAAAUGAUUAUCAAACAUGGAUUUUAUAAUAUUUUGGUAAAUUUCUCCUCAUUUUUAUUAAAAUUUCUGGACUUAUUCUUUUACCUUGCAUUUCAUAAUAUUGUUAAUUCUUUCUAUAGGUAUAUAUUUCAGUAUAUUUUAAAUACUAGACUACAAGUAAUUAAAGCAACAAUCCUUUAUGCAGAGCUGAUAAUUUUAUCAGGUAAUGAGGUUAUAGAGAAAAUUUUAUUUUAUAAUUUUAACUUGUUAGUUUUUUCUUAAAAAAAACAUAGUAAAUAAGUAC
Messenger RNA from Brassicogethes aeneus, 2224 nucleotides. The record is from the annotation of a GenBank genome assembly. NCBI's taxonomy places the organism in Eukaryota, Metazoa, Arthropoda, Insecta, Coleoptera, Nitidulidae.